Messenger RNA from Episyrphus balteatus (marmalade hoverfly), 2373 nucleotides. RefSeq names its product alkaline phosphatase. Lineage: Eukaryota; Metazoa; Arthropoda; Insecta; Diptera; Syrphidae. The record is from RefSeq and is a predicted model, not a curated record. Bases 535 to 2172 code for a protein of 545 amino acids. Gene Ontology annotation, biological process: dephosphorylation. The transcript is spliced from 6 exons. Gene Ontology annotation, molecular function: alkaline phosphatase activity.
AUACAGCUUAUCCGAGGUAAACAAAGACCGCGCACGUUUAAUUUAUCCGGAAGCAAUAUUGUACAAGGUAUUUGCCAUUUGAUCUCUCAAGAAUUCUAAAAAAAAUUCCAAUCCCAUCUCUCUUAUUAUCUCUCUAAAAAUUCACAAAAAGUUCUAAAAAGUCCCAAGAUUAAAAAUCCCAUCAAAUCAGAAUCAAAACAAAAACUCACAAAAUCAAAAUUCGGACAGACAAAAAAAAAGCACAGACUCACAUACUUAAACGCUGCUUAUCAUCAAGCUAUCAAUAUCCCAAUUAAGUGCGUCGCUCAUCGAAAGUUUGCUUCAAGCCCCCAAUUAUGCUAUAAAUACAACCGUCGCUGGUCCAGCCACCAACAGUCGAUAAUUUACUCUCCUCAUUGGCGAUUGGCAGCAAAUGAGCCUCAAUUAUACAAAAAAAAAAAAUCGCCACCACUUUGCUUGCUCGCUAAGCCAUUUAUAGUUUAACAGCAAGUUGUGUUUCGGUUUUGUCUGUCUUUCGUAAAUUUUUAAUCGAAAAUGAUUAAUUUAAUUUGCCGUCUCGUGGUCGUGCUAAGUUUAUUCCUGACUUGUGUCUCCACAGCCCCAGGUUUAACGAACCCUUUUAACACGGAAGUUAACGAAAUGGAGGACGAAUACCGCAUGCAUCCGGUGUUAAACUUUAAGCGAAGCAGUAGUUCCAAUCAACGACUCCAAAAACGUGCCAUGCCAAAGCUUAGUUUUCGUUCACCCAACCCCGACGAAGAGGAAAGCGAAUACUGGAGGGACACGGCCCAGGAUAUUCUUCGCAAUCAGCUGAACAAAAACCAACUGAAUAUGAACGUGGCCAAGAAUGUCAUAAUGUUCCUGGGCGAUGGAAUGUCCAUCCCCACAGUAACAGCGGCUCGUGUUUAUAUGGGUGGUGAGGAACAGCAAUUGUCCUUCGAGAAGUUCCCUUACAUUGGCCUUAGUAAGACUUACUGUGCAAAUACCCAAGUGGCAGACUCGGCGUGUACAGCGACGGCUUAUCUGGGUGGUGUGAAGGCCAAUUACGGGACCAUUGGUGUGUCGGCUGCCGUUGAUUUAAAUAACUGUCGGGCACAGAACAACACAGAGCACCAUGUGCCGUCGAUAGCGGAGUGGGCGCAGAGCCGAGGACUGGCGACAGGACUUAUUACAACCACCUCAGUGACACACGCUUCUCCUGCUGGUGUUUAUGCUCACACAGCAAAUCGUAACUGGGAAAAUGAUGGAGAAAUUCUGAAAGAUGGCGAAGAUCCCGAACAAUGCCUUGACAUAGCACAGCAAUUGAUAUAUGGCACAGUGGGGCGCAAUUUAAAUGUAAUAAUGGGCGGAGGAAGGGAACAAUUUCUCCCAAAAGGACAAAAAGACAUCUUGGGUGGCAAAGGCAAACGUCAUGACAAUCAGAAUUUGAUUGACAAAUGGAAGAGCAUUCAUAAUGGUGCAUCAGCUUUUGUACAAACCAAAGAGGAAUUGUCUGCUACACCGAAGGACGUUGAAUUUAUGAUGGGACUCUUUGCCACAUCUCAUAUUCCCUUCCACGUCGAUGCUGAUAAUGAGACUAUUCCUAGUCUUGCUGAGAUGGUCGACAAGGCAAUCGAUGUCCUGGAAGCUCAAAAUCGUGGUUAUUUCCUCUUCGUCGAAGGUGGCCGUAUCGAUCACGCCCACCAUGACACCGAAGCCGUUCGAGCCUUAGACGAAACGAUUGAAUUUCAUAAGGCCAUUGAUUUGGCCCGCAAGCGGACGAGUGAGUCGGACACCUUGAUUGUUGUUACAUCGGAUCAUUCGCACACAAUGUCAGUGGCAGGCUACUCGAGUCGAAAGAACGACAUCUUCGGCAUUAGUAAUGGCCAAUUGGGCACUGAUGAAAUUCCCUAUGCCACAUUGAGCUAUGCCAACGGACCUGGAUUUGAAAGCCACAUGGCUGAGGGCCGUCGGCGAAAUCUGCUCCAAACAAAUAUGAGAGAUAAGAAUUUUAGGUUUCCAGCGACUGUUCCCUUGGAUUCGGAGACACAUGGCGGUGAUGAUGUGGGUGUAUUUGCGAGUGGGCCACAAGCACAUCUUUUUACCGGAGUCUACGAACAGCAUUAUAUUCCACACGCAAUGGCUUAUGUGGCCUGUUUGGGAGAAAAGAUGACCGCAUGUACAAAAACUUAGGAGGCUUAUAUAUAUUUUUUUUUUCGUGGUUGCUGUUGACUUUAAGGAUAAUUUAUUUAUUUUUCUGUGUAUUAUCGUCGUUCUCUAUAUAACAAACAUUUUUCGCAAUUUUUCACGAUGAUGUAUUGUGUUCUUCAUUCACAGUCACACAAAUCGGUUUAAGUAAGACAAACAAACAAACAUAAAAAAAAAAAAAAAAAA